Cinara cedri is the source of this 4784-nucleotide messenger RNA. The record is from the annotation of a GenBank genome assembly. NCBI's taxonomy places the organism in Eukaryota, Metazoa, Arthropoda, Insecta, Hemiptera, Aphididae.
AUGGAUAAAAUAACGUAAGUAUACUGUUUAUUUAUAAUAAUGUGUAGAGAGAUAAAAUUAAUGUAGCUAUUAGUUUAUAUUUGAUAAUUAUUAUGAAAUAUUCAUUAUUAUCAGUUUAUAUUUCAGGAAAUUAUGUGACUCUACGACAUCUAGAUCCAACGAAAAAAAUAUUAAUUACAAUUCCAUUAAUGAGGUCAAUGAAAUAUUAGCGGAAAGGUUACAAUAUAUUCAGCUUGAUCGAGAAAACAAUAUUAAUGAAGAAUUAGCCAAUAAGUAUAACGAAGAUGGCAAUUUGUAUUUUAUGAGCUGUAAAUAUGAACAAGCUAUAAUAUGUUUUCAAGAAGGCUUGAGUUUGGAUUUUCAAAAUAAUCAACUACGUGCUAACAUGUGGAACAAUUUGUCUGCUGUACACUAUUUUUUAAAAAACUAUAGGUAUAUUGAUAAAAUUAUAACCCAAGUCAUAAAUAAAUAUAAUAUUUAAUUUUUACAUUUUUGAACUAGAUCAAGUUUGGUAACGGCUGAAGAAGUACUUAAAUUAAUGCCAGGUUAUGAAAUAGCAUUCAUAAGAGGUAUCAACUGUUGCAUUCACAUGAAAGAUUUUAAUAAAUCAUUAUUUUAUUGUCAUAUUUAUUUGGGAAAUUUACCGGAGUAUAAGGUAUGACAAAUUGUUUAUUAUAAUUGUAUAUUAUGAGAUAGUAAUUUCGUUUAAUUUUGCAUAAUUAGAAAAUUGAGAUGGAAAAAUCUUUAGUUAUGAACAUAGAGGAGCAAAGAGUACUGAAAGAAAUUAAUAAAAGAGAAUUGUAUGUAGUCGGCCAAAAAGGUAAUUUUAUAUUAUAAUAAUUUUAAUUAUUUAUUUUUACGUAAAAAAUGUACAUGUGUAUGACUCAGGUGGUGAUAUAAUUGGAGACAUAAAAAUUUUAAAUACUGAUGACCCUGACGUGAUCCCACGAGUACAUUUAACAGAAAAUCAACGACUGGUAUGGUCAGUUCUUUUUUUGUGUCCGGAGCAGAAUGCAUCUAUUGUCGUAACAGAUUUUCAUGAAGAUGCUACGUUAGUGUAUAAUUAUUUGCUUCUGAACACUUCUCAAAUUUUUUUUUUCAAUUAUUUUAAUAUUAUAAUAUUAAUUGUGUAACUAAAUUUUUUUUUUAGGUUCUAUAAGAUGUUAGGAGACAUAUUUUCUGAAAGAGCACCAUGGGAUGCCGAAGGUAUUUACACAGCAGACACAAUAAAUAUUUAUAGCGAAAUUCCAGUCAACACUACAACCAGAGUUCUACAAAGAGUGCACCCAGAAUACACAUUAUCAAAUGUAUUGACAUUGUUCAGGUAAACAUAUUGUUUCUUAUAUUUUACAUAUUUUUCGUUCAUGUUCUCCAUUCUCCUAUCAUUAAGCAGCAAUUUCUGUUACACUUUAAUGUUUUGUUGUCGCAAACAAAUAAGCAUUUAUAUAGACAUAAAGUUUUACUUUUCCAGACUUACUAAUUCCCAAGUUUCAUUCGUUAGAUUUAAAAUAAAUAUAGUUUUAAUUUUAUUGUUUUUAGGUGUCCAAUUCAAUAUGGUUUACCAACGUUUAUGAUUGCUAUUUAUGGAGGAAACUAUGACAACGAAUAUUUUGAAGAUUAUGAUAAGUAUGUUAUUUAAGUGAUUUUUCAAAAUUUACAAAAUACAAUUAUUUCGUAACUUAAUUUAAAAAAAUACAUUUGAUAUGUAUUUAUUCAGUAAAAUAUCAAAACCGUUUUAUAAUACAUAUGUAUAAUUAAAUAUUUUUUCAGGUAAGCAUAUUGCAGUGUGUAUCUGAGCUAAGUUAGAUUUGACGUGAAAUCAAUAUUGACAAAUUGAAAAUAAACAUUAAAUAUUAGUAUGAAUGUAUAAGACACACCUAGAAAUCAUUGUUUUAGUUAAUCAGAAAAUUGUAUUUUUUGUAAAUUUAUUUUCAGAAACAUGUUUAAAAUUUAAAGAGUAAUAAACUUAACAAUGAAAAUAUUAAAUUUCUAUUCACCCGGGUUAUUAUAUUUAUGAAUUGGGUGGUAUUGAUNUAUUAUUCUUAUUUUGUUUUUUAAUAUAAAAGUGUAUUUUGUUAAUGGUUUUUAAGAUAUAACCAUUCAUUAUAGCUAUUUUUUUUUAAUGUGUUUAAUUCUUGAAUGUAGUUAUUAUUGUAUAAAGAGAUAUUCUCUAGUCUAUGCAGUAUUUAUCUAAAAUAUGCUAAUUUUUGUAAAUAAGGAUGAUUAGAUUCAUUAGAUAUUAUAGCAUAAGUUUGUGUAGGUUUUAUAUUAUUAUUAAAUCCAAAUUUAUUAUUGAUUAUUUUAAUAUUAUGGUCUAAAAAUUAUAUUUGAUUAUGGGUUUGUAAUUCAAUUGUAAAUUGUAUGUUUUAUUCAUUUUGUUUAAUUUAUUUAACUUAUUUUGUACCUGUCUAUUUGUGCCUUUAAUUAUUAGUAAACUAUUAUCUACAUACCUAUUAGUAUUGUUUAAUAUUGGGAUUUUUAAUCAUGUGCUUGUAAGUAUAUUUCUGACAUAAGUACACUUAAAUUAAUGUCCAUUAAACCUUUAGUUUAUGAAUAUAUUGUAUUAUUAUAAAAUAUAAUUAUAUGGUUUCAUUUAUUGCAAUAGAUUUUAUUUAGUUUAUAGUAGUUAAAUUUUCUUUUACAUUGUUUCUUGCUUUUAAUUUAGUUAUAGAAGUGUAAAGUUUUCUAUUAUCUCAUGAAAUCAUUUUACAACCUUUUGGAAUGUUGAAUUUUUAACGUUAUCAACCAAAUAAUAUGUAUUUUUGGUAGAAUGUGUGUUGUUCAUAUUUCAUUUAGUUUUUACAUAUUUAUCUAAAUAUUUUUCAAGUUCCAAAGGGGAAUAUUUGUAGUUUGAAGGAAGGUUUUAAAAUUUACUUAUUAUUUUAUUAGAUUAUCAUUUUUGUUCAAUUCAACAAAGCGGUGUAGUUAUAGAGGUCGUAUGCUGCUAUAAUUUUUUGUCUUUAGUUUUUAACAUUUCCGUAGAAAGUUUAAUAGUAUUACUUAUCAAUUUUCGAUAAUUUUUAAUUGUAUCAAUGUUCAUUAUUUUUUCAUAUGAAUUCAUUUUUUCAAUUCAGUAUUUUUAAUAACUACUUUUUUGUUAAUAAUUAGCAUUGCAUUAUAUUAUUAACUGUACAAUUUCGCCUUUUUUUUUAAUUCUUUCGGUUAUAGAAUAAAUAUUUAUAUUUAGAAUAAUGGUUUUAUUGUUGUAUUUGUUGAGUAAAAUUAAUUAUGUUGUGUUUUGUUAUUCUUAUACUACUUCUGUUGAAAUAUAUUUAUUGCUCUCAUUGUUGAAUUAAUUUCUUUCAGUGCAUAUUACUGUGGUUAUUUGAUAGUUAAUAUUUUUUUUCGCAUAUUGUUUGGAUUAAGACUGAUUUUUUUUUCUGAGUCAUAGUUUAGAAUUUUUUUUUAUUUAUUUUCUUUAUUUUAACUAAAUAUCUGUUGGCCCAAAGUUUUUAUAGUAGUUACUAUUUACAAAUAGUAUGUGUUCAAUAGAAGUGUCCCUUAUCUUCGUAACCAAAUUACAACAAAGAUGAAGGAUGGGGUUUGGUAAAUCGGUAUAUAAUAAUUAUAUGACUUUGGAACUCUGGACUUUUUUAUUUUACUUAUAACUUCUUUGAAAUUUUACGAUUUUUUUUUUAUGCUUUCUUUGUAUUUGUCUAAUCAUUUACCAUAUAUUCCUAUUAUCAUAUAAAUAAAAACAUUUUUCAUUGAUUAUUAAAAUUGUAAGAUGCAUAUUAUAUAUCGUCCAUAGCAGUGAAAAAAAUUUCUGCAAUUAUUGUUUUUCGUUUAUUUGUGUUGCAUUUGUCAGAAAUUCAAUUUUUAAAUACUUCUAUAAAUUUUUAUUUUGCUGUUAAUAUAUUGUAAAUUUGUUUUUUUCGUUUGGAAAUUAUCUUAUUUUGUUAAUUUAGAUUUUUAAUAUUAUUGUGAUGACCACAAAAAUAAGUUAAAUUUCAUUGAAGGAUAUUUUUUGAUCUGAAUCUUGAAACUCUUAUUACAAUAUACUUUUUAUAUAAUAUUUUUCUAGGUGUUUAUAGCAAUUUAAUAAACGAAUAUUUAAUAUUAUAUGGGUUAUUUUGUACAACAAAAUGGAUGAUUCAAUGUACACAUUUAAACCUUUUCAAUUUACAAUGAUAAAAAAAAUAAUUUUAUAACUUGGCGAUUAGGUAACAUUAUUAGUACCGAUGCCUAUUUGAUCUCGUACAGUAAUUUUUAUGUUCAACAAAAUGUAAGAAAACUUUUUCAUAUUUAAGUAGAAAUAAUUUAGAACACUUAGCUUUGAAACUUAAUUUGAGGAAAUUAUUUUUACUGAACACUACUUUAAUGUACUUCUUUUUUUUCAAUAACUGUAUUAAAUAUUUUGUUGACUUGAUUUUUUAAGUCUAUAUGCUUUAGAUGUAUUGUUUCGAUUCGAGUGAAUGGAUGACAAUAACAUGCCGAAAUAUUCCAUAUGGAUUAAAAUAAAAAACAUGUUUACUGUCAGGUAAUAUUAUUAUUAUAUAUGGCAAUUCAUUUACUAGUGUUCCUUUUGAUACAAGUAAAAACUACAUUUACUUGGGUAAGCUUUGACAAAAAUGUUAUUUAUAAUGCUUCCAGGGAAUUUAGCUAAUGAGUAUGAUAAUGGUGAAAUAAAAUUUAAAGAGAUUCAAGUAUAUGGUGAUAUUCCAAGGCACUACAACCAUAUUUUUGUGAUGGAUGAUAAAGAUAUUUUUUCGAUUGGUGGUGGACUGGACAACCAUUUGGAUGUUCACCUACUCGAUCUAAAUACUACUAAAUGGGAAAAGUAG